UGGAAAGGCUUGUAAAACUUAGAAGCCCAGAGUUCACGUACCGUUCUGCACUUUAAAAGACAGUUGAAUCUUUCCAAAACUGACAACUAGUAUGCACAGACAUUUUACCCAUCAUCUACUGUAAUUUGGUUCAAAAUCUUAUCUUCGUACCCCCAGAAUAGAGAUUAUUUUAAGGAUACUUCACGGAUGCUUCACGUAUACGAGUAAUCUCUUUUCUGUCUCGUAUCUUAGCUGGUUUGAGACGAAUUCUUCCCGUUUUAGACGAUAAGAGGCAUCCCAUGGUGUUUUUUAGAUUAUAUGGUUCAUGUUGAAAAUCUAAAAAGUUCCGUUAUAUGACGUCAUCAUAUCUUAAAUGUGACCAAAUGAUUUUUUUUUAGAAUUUUUUAUCACAACAACACGUUUAAAUACCUUUAACAUAGAAAACCAGUUAAAUUUGUUAAGAAUUUGAUAAUGUGUGGGUGGCAACUAAAACCAGUUGUUUUGGCUUGAUUCACGAAAAAAGAUUUAUGAACAGAGACCAAAUUGGGGAAGACCCGGUGCUUGUGUGACCAUAUUUAGCCAGUUUCCAACACAAUUAGCUGAUUUGAAACAAUUUUAGGUAUUAUACAUGACGCUCUCAGUUUAUGCAACCCAAAUUCAAAAAUUCUCUAAAAACAUUUUUGUGAUUUCAUCACUCUGGCCUCUAUUGGGUAAGGGCGUAAAUUUCAGGAAAGUGGAAGCGAGCUGAUCUGUACGAAUGGGUUGUUACACGUUACGUUGGUAUGGGUUGUUACACGACAAUAAAGAAAUCGAUUCAAGAAUGCUAUUCAGACGCCAUUGCAGCUACGGCAAUGGAAGCGGCAUGACGUCAGCUUUCGUCCUUUGUACCAUGUUUGUUCAGCAUAACUGGAUUGCGGUCUGAUUUGUAAGAGAAAGUCAUCCCAGAGCAAAACAAACAGCGGGUCGCCUAUAAUGAGGGAAAAUGUUACCAAGGAGCCUUUCGGCCGUUUGCAAGGUCUGCAAGUAAAGAAGUAACUUGGUUUUGGUUAUAAAUGUACGACAUAUCUCUGUUGUUUUAUCUUGUUCGCUGUGUUCAUUCUGAAAAGACAAAUGUGGGUUUGAAAACACGGUUUGUUUACAUCCAGCACAGGAGUUGAUAGCCAUGUCUUUACAGCCAGAGGAAGAGCGACAAAUGCAAGCCUACAUACAGUGGGUCAAUUCUCAACUGAGAAAAAGGCCCGGAAGUCGAGCGGUGAAAGAUUUGCAACAUGACAUGAAGGAUGGUGUUGCCUUACUACAACUUAUAGAAGUUGUUGGAAAUGAACAAAUUCCUAUCAUUGAAAAUCCUAUCACAAUUUCUGACAUGGCUACAAAUGUCACCUACGUGCUUAAAUUCAUGGCAGAGAGAAGAAUCAAAAUGCAUCAGAUCAAUUCAAAAGAAAUCAUCGAAGGGAAUAAGCGUGCCAUUAUGAGGCUCAUCCUCGCAUUGGCUGCACAUUUCAAGCCAGGUUCCGUGCGUCCAGCAAACAGUGAAGCCCCCUCAGGAAGACUUGAAAGAGCAUCGUCCACCAUGUCGUUAGCAGCUGAGGCAGCGGUGGCAUUAGCAGAUGCAAGCCAAUUGGCAUCAAGUGCAGGGCUUUCUUUGCAUUACAAAUACAAAAAGAGACCAAACUUUGACUCCAACCUGUCAACAAGCGACCACUCGUUACAUCAGCUCCCUGUAGAAGCCUCUCAUUCGCGAUCGUCGUCCUCCGCAAGCAGUACCUCGCACAAAUCCGCUGGCAGUGCCAACCGCCUGAACAGUUCAGUACCUGGGUCGAGUUCUAAGAAAAGGUACAAUGACCUCACUCCGGUAAGAAAAUCACUCGGACAGUGCGUCUCUGACACGGACCAUCUAAGCUCACUUGAAACCAGUAUGCGCCAGCACCAUCAAGCAAUCACCAAAUACCUCAGUGAUGAUCAAAGUUAUCGCACUUUGCCCCGAAAAAUGAAAGUUGGCUCUUCGAAAUCGGAAGGAAACUCCCGGAGAUCCUCAAGGCCAAGUUCUGCUAACAGUAGCACUUCUAUAGAUGACCAUGUACUUGCGGAGGAGCACGAUCACAUGGUUGUUGACGUCCAAGCUUUGAAAGAAUACUUGCUUGAUCUUCAGUGUAUUCUUUUGAACGGGGAAGACUCUCAAGAUGGGAAUAACAACAACAGCAACGAGACUGAGAACGAACAUUUCUUUCAGGAAUCCUCGUUGCACGACCAAGUUGUCAUAUUGAAGGCAAGGCUCGACCAGGCAAACCAAGACUACCAAAAUUUGAAAAACUCGGCCGCUGCUCUUAAGGAGGAUGCGAUUAGAUUGCAGGGCGAAAAGGUUGGAUUGCAAGGUAGACUUACCGAACUCGAAGAAGCAAAUAUAAAUUUACGAGCGGAUCAGUUGCGUCAGGAGCUUGCAUGUGACUCAGCUAGAAGUGCAAAGGAAAGCGCACAAAGGAUCAUCGAAGAAAGAGAGCAUAGGAUUGCAGAGUUGCAUGAGGAGCUGGCAAAGAAGGACCAGGUAAUACGAGACCAAGAGAGAGAAAUCCAACAGUUGAUUGACACAGUCACCGGAAGGGAAAACACAGAGGCUGACAGAGACACGCAACUCAAUUUACGAGAGAGCAUCAAACAUAAUAUUCGUGACCAAAUAGAGCAGCUAACUGGGCGUCUUGAGGAACUCAGUGGCUCGGAGAAUCAAAUCCAUUCGCAAAUAGAUCAUUACAACAGAAGGUUGAAGAAAAUAGAAGAUUCUCUCCGGAAAUCAAAUAACCCAAAAGAGGUAGCCAAAGAGUACGACAAGGCAUCGAACACCCUGGAGAACCUUCGAUCAAGCUUCGGAAAACACGACCCUAGGCAGCAUGCCCUCGAUAGCAUCGGCCAGAGUUUAGGUUCUAUUAUGGAGAAACUUACAGUGUCAAGAACAACUUCCAGAAAUGACGCUGCGAUGAAAUUGAGCGAAAAGAGAUCAUCACGAGGUAAACUUACACCAAGAAACCGAUUAAAAAACAGUGAAACGCACUCAAAAACCGAUUUGAGUGGCAGCUAUCUGAAUGGGUCUAUGGAUAGCGCAACUCCAGUUACACAGGAAGGAAAAAGGACAAAAGUUUUAUAUUUCAUUAAUCAGUCUGUGACGCCCUAUCUUGCUUCUAUCAACAAAAGUCUGGGAGAAAUCACACUGAAAGACUUCAAAAAUCUACUAGAUCGAGGUGGAAGCCAUCGCUAUUAUUUCAAGUCAAUGGAUCCUGAUUUUGGCAGUGUGCGUGAAGAAUUGUCCGCAGAUGAUGAGAUCCUUCCUGGAUGGGAUGGAAAAAUUGUCUCUUGGGUCGACGACGAUAAAGAAUUGGCUCUUGGGUCAGACACACGAACUGUGAACACAAGUACUCCAAAAAACACAAAUAAUUCUUAUUUUGUGCAAAAAGAUAUGGUAUAAUGUUAGUAUAAUUAUAAAUCUCAUCUAUAUUGCAUAAUCCGUACACAUUCUGCUUGUAAUAGCUGCUCAAUUUGUGCAUUUUUAAGUAGCAAGCCUUAUCCAAGAUGCUUUGAUUGCUAUCACUAGAAGAAUUUCAAAGAAGUUUUCGGUGUCAAUUCCUCAACCUGUACAUAUUUUAUGCUAUUUCAGUAAAUAAAUAGCUAGAAUAUGAUUCUCUUGCAUGUGAAGACAAAAUAAAAAAAAUAAAAAAUUUUAUUGAAAAGAUCUUGUAGCAUUUUUUAGCCAAUAGUUUUAACUGACUGAACAGGUUGAGAAGCAACAAACAUUGAAUACUUCCUUUUAAUGAUCUCCACCUUUCUACCAAAAUUUUCUCCGCGGUCGUUCAGGCUUAAUUUCCGUGUGAUACAAACUAAAUACUUUUAUAAUUUCGUUGCAUUGUAAAUUAUUUCUACAGCACAUUCGCAACUAACGUCAUGGUACAAUUAUUCAAUGCUUUAAGGCUCCAUGUCCCCCCUUGCAAUUUGACUGUUUUACUCUAUGCAAAUUAUGACUCUUAGCGAAGCAGUAUCUUCGACCAUAUCAUAUCAUGUUAUUUUUGUCCACAUUCCCUAUCAGCUUGAAAAGAAAUGAAAUAACAAUUUUUAGACUAUAAGCGUUUAGGUGGACUUAGUAUAGAUCUCGCUUUAAUAUAAUUGCUGAAAUAUUUAUUGAGAUAGAACUGCCCGAGUGGAGUCUAAAAUGUGAUGAACUUUCCUUUUUUAGGGUGGUUGCAUCACUCUCAAACCCUAUUUCUUCUUCGCCCAAAAUUCACCAGAGGACGGGGUUUUCCCUAGCCCGUUUUCGCAGUUAUUUGCCCGUUUAACUGAUGUGCAGAAUGUAAUUAGAGAAGCCCCUUUUCAAAAUCUGUAGAAUAUUCAAAUUUUCAACAUAGUCCUUUUUCAAAAUCUGUAGAAUAUUCAAAUUUUCGACACAAAAUAUGAACUCAAUACUUUUAAUUGACAGCGACAAAUGGUAUUUCAUAUCGUGAAAGCCGUUUGUUAUUUGAGUAGAUGAAGUGGAAUUUUUACGCGCAGUAUUUCCAGUAUUUAUAUUUAAAAAUUUUUGUAGUUUUAUUUGAUGAAAGCCUUAAAAAUCAAGUAUUUGGGGUCGAGGAAUUGUGACAUUUUAACCAAAGAAUAUUUAA
Rhopilema esculentum is the source of this 4616-nucleotide messenger RNA. Its product is annotated as dixin. The record is from RefSeq and is a predicted model, not a curated record. Gene Ontology annotation, molecular function: frizzled binding. Lineage: Eukaryota; Metazoa; Cnidaria; Scyphozoa; Rhizostomeae; Rhizostomatidae. Gene Ontology annotation, biological process: canonical Wnt signaling pathway. Gene Ontology annotation, cellular component: cytosol.